Chelonoidis abingdonii (Abingdon island giant tortoise) is the source of this 4054-nucleotide messenger RNA. The record is from RefSeq and is a predicted model, not a curated record. NCBI's taxonomy places the organism in Eukaryota, Metazoa, Chordata, Testudines, Testudinidae.
CCAAAACAUCAGUUAGUCUGUAAGGUGCCACAGGAUUCUUUGCAUAAUUAUAUCAUAUCACUAUGAUGAAUAUAAAUCGGUUUGCCCUGGAAAAACACAGAAUUUGCAUUUUUAUAGAGAAUCUUUAGUUUUACAUUUUGUGGAAAAAAUAAAAACAUAUACAGUAAAAUCCUGUUUAUCCGAGCCUCCAUUAUUUGGCUGUCUGUAUUAACUGAACUGGGGCUGACAGUGGGAACCUCACCUCUCAGGGUCGAAACUCUCCAGAUUAUCCAAAUUUUUGAUUAUCCAAUCUGGCGUUGGUCCGAAUUAGAUCGGAUAUAUGGUGUUCCACUGUAUCAAUAAAACAUUUUGUUCAAAUGAUUCCUGUAUAUAUUCUGGCUAGGGAAACUGAAGUUCAACAUUUCAUUUUAAUUGCAGAAAAAUGUGGAUUUUUAUGGGGGAUUUUUAUUGGAGAAUUCUGUUUUUAUCACGGAAAACUAGGAUCUCUGCUCGUGACACACCAACUUUGCCAAAUUGGUGUUAGUCUCUGUUCAGAUAAUCUAAAGUCCCUCCACCUGUAAUAGAACGGCUAAUGAAUCAUCUACAGUGGAAUGGACAAUCACUUGAAGGAGAGAAAAUGGUUACUUGAACAGUAACUGUUAUUCUUCAAGAUAUGCUGUGCAGAUAUGUUCCAUGACCCUCCCACCUUCCCGGUGCUUCAGACAUUACAUAUAGUGGUGCGAAGGAAUAGAGAGAGAGAGGCAGUGGCCCCCUUUAUUCCCUCACCUGGCAGCAUGAGGAGAGCAGGGGCACCUGCACCACCUACUUGUACUGCUGGCAAAAGUCUUCAACUUGAUUGCACUGAGCACACAUACACUUACCUGCAGUGGAAGGUAUUUGUGCACAACACAUCUUGAAGAACAACAGUUUUUGUACAGGUCUCCUCUCACGGAUAUAUCUUGGUACCUGCCCUGGGCCCUCUUCACCUUCCCAGAAGCAAUGUCAGAGACCCUCCCUUCCAUUGCCAUUCUUGUUGAACACUUUCCUAGAAGUGGUUUUAUUUUUUUCGUUUCAGUUGCUCGUUCCUAGUUUGUAAUUUUCCUUGUUCUUAUGAAGGUUAUUCACGAUGGAAACUCUGAGGUGGUACUCUUCAUCACAUGGUUACAUUUGGCCUGAAAAAGUUUAUUCUUGCCAGCUACAACACAGAAAUGUUGAUGUUCUCUAGAAAAGAACACCUUGGAACCAGUUCAAAAUAAUCUUGCCCAGAGACUUGUGUUGUCUCAUCCAUUUCAGGGACAGGUGUUUAAGACAGAGCAGUGUUUAGCUGAAAUUUACAUAUCUUCUGAUGUGUUAGAACUCCGGAGCAAUAUAUACAUAUCAUCCUCUGGAAAGAUGUGAUAGCUCAAUAGGAAAAAUCUUAGAAUUGUUUAAAUAGACUGAACUAUGUUACUUAACUAACUGUUACGGAUACAUUGUUUUCAAAUAUUGUAAGUAUACUCUCUGUGAUGACGUUCAUGUGGUAAUUGCAUUUAUCAUGCAUUUUUUACUGUUGCACUUGUACUCUGCCCUUUACUCCAGCUCCACUGCAAGCUGAGCUUUCAAACACUGCAGAUCUUCUAACAGCUUACUAAAUAAAUAUUUAUUCUCCCAUAGGUGAUAUUUUCCUACUCAGUUACAUGGAGAAUAUUCAGUCUUGGAGUAGUGACGCAGAGUUAUGAUCUGGAUCCCUUUAGGUCGAUUUAAAUCCAUCAAGAGGCAGCUUCGAGAAAAGGGAGAACUGGAGGAAUUUUGGAAAAAUCAUCAGCCUGACAUUUUUGCUCGGAGAUAUCUGCAUUGUUUCCCUUCAGAUAUUUUUCUACAAGCUGGAUCUGCUUCAGAAAGGCUAUAUGAUUACAUGAAUGCCCAGUACUACGGGGUGAUAAGUGUUGGCACCCCACCUCAGAAAUUCACAGUGGUGUUUGACACAGGAUCAUCCAAUUUUUGGGUCCCUUCAGCUUAUUGCAUCAGUGAAGCCUGCAAGAUGCAUGAAAAAUUCAAAUCAUUUCUAUCAAACUCCUAUCAGCAUGGAGGGCAGGCCUUUGCUCUACAGUAUGGUACUGGACAGCUUCUAGGCAUUGCUGGCAAAGACACAUUACGGAUCAGCAACAUUUCCAUCGAGGGGCAGGACUUUGGAGAGUCUAUCUUUGAGCCUGGCAUGACUUUUGCUCUUGCACACUUUGAUGGCGUGCUGGGUUUAGGAUACCCUUCUUUAGCAGUUGGCAGUGCUCUCCCAGUAUUUGACAGCAUAAUCAACCAACAUCUGGUGGAGAAGCCAGUGUUUUCCUUCCACUUGAACAGAGGAGAAGACAUUGAAAAUGGUGGUGAAUUGAUACUGGGGGGUAUAGACCAUUCCCUUUACAAAGGUUCAAUUCACUGGGUUCCAGUUACUGAGAAAAGCUACUGGCAAAUUCAUGUUAACAACAUAAAAAUCCAGGGACGGGUUGCGCUUUGCUUCCAUGGUUGUGAAGCCAUUGUUGAUUCAGGCACUUCUCUUAUUACCGGCCCCUCUUUACAAAUAAGACAACUACAGGAGCAUAUCGGGGCCAGUCCAACACAAACUGGAGAGUUUGUUGUAGACUGCAGGAGACUGUCAAGCCUGCCACAUGUAAGUUUCACCAUUGGACACAGAGACUACACGUUAACAGCAAAAGAGUAUAUAAUAAAGGAAACCAUAGAAGAAAAAACCGUGUGCAUCAGUGGCUUUCAGUCUCUGGAUAUUGCCACUCAUACUGGCCAGCUAUGGAUUUUAGGAGAUGUAUUCAUGUCAGCAUUUUACUGUAUUUUUGACCGUGGAAAUGAUAGAGUGGGAUUUGCAAAAGCCUCUCAUAGAAGGGAGCAUUCCUGAGGCCCUAAUGGCAUCAGUUCUGCCUUAAACACAUGUUAUUACAGGGAUACAAGAUGAGCCUGAACUAAAACCCUGGAUCUGAAUAUUGCUCCCAAAAAAUUUCACGUGAGUUUAGGGUGGGUUUGAAAUUGAAUUCUGAAUGCAAAGUUUGUAGCUAGGUUCCAUUUCUAUACAUUUGCAAGAGACACAUUUAUUUCUAAAUCAGCAAUUGAGACACCAAAAGUCCUAGGAAAGACUGUGUCAAAAAACCUAGUAAAUGCCUGUACAACAACUUGCCUGUAGGACUUGCAUUGGGGUGGGAGGGAAAAUGUGCUUGGGAGAAGACUGCUGAAUAAUGCAAAGAUGAUUGUGUAUCAAUUGCAGUUAUGGGAACCUAAUCUGGCUAGUGUUGGGUAGUUCUCUUCCCUUGCUUGUCAGUUUCAGCCUUCUAUUUCCUGACUAAAUAUUUUCUUUUUAUCAUUUAAUUGUUGCUUUUAUUUUUCUCAUUAUUUAGUGGGGUGUGUUCUACCCUUUCUCCCUCUGUCCUUUAUAGACGCUCUUUAUGUGCAGCAAGCUUCAAUCCCGACUCUUUUUACUACCAUCAGUUAAAUGUGAUUUCCUGCUCCUUAUUUAUUCUCUACGACUUGUCUUUUUUCUCAGGCACAUGCUCUUUUUCUACACUUUCUUGCUGGAACUAGGGGUGCAGCACCCCCUGGCUUGAAAUGGUUUCCAUCACAUACAGCGUUUACAGUUUGGUUCAAUGGCUCUCAGCACCCCCACUAUACAAAUUGUUCCAGCACCACUGUCAGUCAGAUGCUGUCUUUAGUGCCUGACAUCUCCACACUUUGAUGGAUUGAAACAGCUGGGAUUGGCAUCCACUUGCAUGGCAAGAAAUUGGACACUGAAGCUUGCAUUGCACAAUCUCUGCAAAGAGAGAGAGUGUUAUGUGGGAAUGACACCGUAGCAUCAUCUCGUUCGAUGAAAGAUACAAAAAUAGGACCCCAAUGUAGACCUGUGCUGUUCCUCAAUUUGAGAGAGAUCAUUAGCAGCAGUUUUAACUGAGACGCAAAAUAAUUCCGAGCCACGGGGAGCCAAGCUGUCCUUUGUUGUGUAAUUGAUUGAACAAUAAUGAAUUCAUCCGAUUUAUACCUAUUUGAAUAUUCAUCUUGCUUGUUAGGUCUGAUUCGAGCUAUUAACAUACAAAUGAAUAAA